Messenger RNA from Paramuricea clavata, 993 nucleotides. The record is from the annotation of a GenBank genome assembly. NCBI's taxonomy places the organism in Eukaryota, Metazoa, Cnidaria, Anthozoa, Malacalcyonacea, Plexauridae.
AUGCCUCGUCUAACCAGAAAUAGUCGAGAAUCAGGGCCCGUCUUUUCGGGUGUUGUUAGUUCGGAGCGGUCUAGCUCGGACUCGCCUACAUCUAUUGGCGCUACAUCUAGCGCAUCUACGACCACAAACACCGUUGUUCAGUCGGGAACGAGUACGAUGCCAGCAUUGUCGACCGGGGAUAUUGUUACCAAUGUAGUCCAAGUAUUACAAGGUCAACUAAACAGCCUGGUACAGAAUGCCAUUGACGCCCAGCUAUCUUCGUCGGCAAGUGGUAGUUCAAGCGCAAAUUGCGAGGAAUCGUCGCAGGCACAACUCUCUACAGCCACAUCCCGUACAGCGUCCUUCGUGCAUAACCUUGCGACCAGUGCGGGGAAUUUUUCCACUUUGGGUUCAGCGCCAUUUCGAUCGUCGGCUACGAGUGAGGCAAGUACCGGUAUGCCACGUAUGGUGAGUUGUUUGGCGAAUUCAACAGGUAGGAUCAUUCCAAACUUUUUAAAUACGUUUACUGCUCCUAUCAGCUCAAGUGUGUGGUCUUCGGGAGGUGGUUAUAGUACCCCCGAGGUUGCCUUAGCGUCUAAACCUUCAGUUGUGCCCUUGCUGCCUUCAGUGUUGGAUUUGGCUGGUUAUUCUAGCGAACAAUCGUUACCCCAGUCUCUUCAUGGUCAUGGCCCUUCCCCGUUUAUCGUGGGUCCAGGUUACGCUCCCAUCUCGGCCAAAAUUGUCAAUGCCAUUGUGUCAGGGAAAUUUACUAAUCUUGGGGACCUACUCCCGGAAAAUGCGCUGGUUGUGGACGAUUUUAGCGAACCACACAUAUUGUUAGACGGCCGUCUAGUGUUAACGGGUUCUGCGCGAAAGCCUCGGAAAGAAAUAACCGAUAUCUUGUCUUGGGUCGAAGCCUUCACAGUCUUCAGCGUGAUUGUCUGUUCGUACUUUCCGAACCGAUGGCGUGAUUUAUCAUCGUACAAGCUUUUAAUUUUGCGCACGUAUCGUCAG